Molecule: messenger RNA, 226 nt
Organism: Colletotrichum godetiae
Lineage: Eukaryota; Fungi; Ascomycota; Sordariomycetes; Glomerellales; Glomerellaceae
Exons: 1
Coding region: 61-216 (51 amino acids)
Source: RefSeq, a predicted model, not a curated record
GUACAGCAAAGGGACUGGUUCCUUCCUCGUAUCAGCAUUAGAGAUAGACGGGUGUUUGGCAUGCCGCAUAUCCUGGAGCCUGCUGGAGUCGGGUAUUAUGGUUAUUUGGGUUUUCUCGCAUUGGUUUUUGGUUUUCCUGGCUUUAUGGAUUUUCAAAUCAUGUUUCUUGCCACCAACUCCUUCAAGGGGGUUUUGGAUGGGUUAGUAGUUAACUAGGCCAGACGGG